Pseudomassariella vexata is the source of this 741-nucleotide messenger RNA. Its product is annotated as cell 12a endoglucanase. Gene Ontology annotation, molecular function: cellulase activity. The transcript has 2 exons. Gene Ontology annotation, biological process: polysaccharide catabolic process. The record is from RefSeq and is a predicted model, not a curated record. Bases 1 to 741 code for a protein of 246 amino acids. NCBI's taxonomy places the organism in Eukaryota, Fungi, Ascomycota, Sordariomycetes, Amphisphaeriales, Pseudomassariaceae.
AUGCAGUUGACUCUCUUUUCCGCCGCCGUCCUUGCUGGCGCUGCUCUGGCCAGCCCCACCCGAACCCUUGAGGCUCGUUCCACGCAAAUUUGCGGCCAGUGGGAUUCUGUUGCGACCGGCACCUACACCGUAUACCAGGACCUCUGGGGCGAGAGUUAUGCCGACUCCGGUAGCCAGUGCACUACCGUCGAGAGCCUGUCGGGCAACACGCUCGCCUGGUCUACCUCCUGGACCUGGUCCGGUGGUUCGACUUCGGUGAAGUCUUUCGCCAACACCGUCACUACCGUCUCCCAGAAGGCUAUUUCCUCCAUCUCUUCGAUGCCCUCGAAGUGGUCUUGGAGCUACACCGGAUCCUCCAUUGUGGCUGAUGUUGCCUACGAUCUUUUCACCGGGUCCUCCGCCAGUGGCUCUGCCGAGUACGAGGUCAUGAUCUGGCUCGCUGCCAUCGGCGGUGCCGGCCCCAUCUCCUCCACAGGCAGCACCAUUGCCACCCCCACCAUUGCCGGCACUACCUGGAACCUGUACUCCGGCCCCAACGGAGACAUGACCGUUUUCAGCUUCGUCGCUCCCAGCCAGGUCACCAGCUUCGACGGCGAUAUUAUGGACUUCGUCAACUACCUGAUCCAGAGCCAGGGCAUGUCCUCGUCCCAGAUCCUCCAGAGCAUCGGUGCCGGAACCGAGCCCUUCACCGGAUCCGAUGCCGUCUUCACCACCAGUGCUUUCUCCCUGUCCGAGAGCUAG